AUGUCGAAGACUCUCGAAGCUCAAUUCGAGCAUCUUUCUGUCAAUGACGAGAAUGAGCCUCCUAGCAACUCCACAUACUAUCAGAAAUCAAAGGUCGGUGUAACGACCACCUUGAGCUCUUCAGCAUCAACAGCUCAACUUAACAGCAAUGCAAACCGCUCAAACCUGCUUAAGUACGCCUUGCAGAAUAACACCAAUGGCUCAUCUCCCCGAAGACCCCAGGGAAAUAUCAGUCUAAUAUCCUCUUCCCGAAUUUCCAACGAGGAAACUUCUAUUGUCCAACGCUCUUCCCAUCUCUUAUACGAGCAACCAUCUGCCCCAAAGAAAUUCCACCUAGGGAUGUUUGAAAUCGGAAAACCUCUAGGAAAGGGAAAGUUUGGACGAGUAUAUCUUGCUAGGGAACGAUCAACUGGCUUUGUCUGCGCCCUGAAGGUCUUGCACAAGAGCGAGUUGGUUCAGGGCAAAGUCGAAAAGCAACUGCGUCGAGAAAUCGAGAUACAAAGCAAUUUGAGACAUCCAAACAUUUUGCGCUUAUAUGGCCAUUUCCACGACAGCAAGCGGGUUUUUCUAAUUCUGGAGUUUGCGGGCAACGGAGAAUUGUACAAGCAUCUACGAAAAGAAAACCGUUUCCCCGAAUGGAAGGCUGCGCAAUACAUCGCCCAGAUGGCUGCUGCAUUGAAAUACCUACAUAAGAAGCACGUCAUGCACCGUGAUAUCAAGCCGGAGAACAUUCUUGUUGGCAUUCACGGUGAAAUCAAAAUCAGCGACUUCGGCUGGAGUGUCCAUGCUCCAAAUAACAGGAGGAAUACGAUGUGCGGCACCCUGGACUACCUGCCCCCCGAAAUGCUUCGACCUGGAUCGCAGGACAAUUACUACAACGAGAAGGUUGAUCUGUGGAGUUUGGGGGUUCUUACAUAUGAAUUCCUCGUCGGGGAGGCUCCGUUCGAAGACACUCCGGUUAUGACACAGCGGAGGAUCGCAAGGGGUGAAAUGAAGGUACCAUCAUUUGUGAGCCCUGAAGCUAAGGAUCUCAUCAAAAAGUUGCUGGUUCUCGACCCGGAAAAGCGAAUCCCUCUCGAAGAUGUGCAACAACACCCAUGGAUCAUCAAACAUUGCCUUAAAGGCGAGCGGGCAACAAAGCGGAGCUCAGGAAACAAAGAGAGCAAAUAG
Paracoccidioides brasiliensis Pb18 is the source of this 1170-nucleotide messenger RNA. Its product is annotated as AUR protein kinase. Bases 1 to 1170 code for a protein of 389 amino acids. The transcript is spliced from 3 exons. Gene Ontology annotation, cellular component: spindle pole centrosome; spindle microtubule; chromosome passenger complex. Gene Ontology annotation, biological process: mitotic spindle organization; protein phosphorylation; regulation of cytokinesis. Gene Ontology annotation, molecular function: protein kinase activity; ATP binding. The record is from RefSeq and is a predicted model, not a curated record.